Molecule: messenger RNA, 1155 nt
Organism: Penicillium cinerascens
Lineage: Eukaryota; Fungi; Ascomycota; Eurotiomycetes; Eurotiales; Aspergillaceae
Exons: 3
Coding region: 1-1155 (384 amino acids)
Source: RefSeq, a predicted model, not a curated record
AUGGCCCUUCCAAUUAGUAGUCCAUCACCAAAGGUGGACCGCUUCCAGCAGGCGAUGGAAUCAGUCUACGGCAGAUUCUGGAACAUCAGAGACCCGGAGACCUGGUCCCCGCCACAGCGAUCCGGCGGCCACCGCGGCCGAUAUCUAUGGACAGACGCGUUCGGGGUGGUCAAUCUAUUGACAAUGCACAAAGAAUAUACAAUCGCAGGUGGAGGCUGUGAGGAUACACGAUACCUCUCACUAGCCCGCCGACUCAUUGAAACCGUCCACGACGUAUUGGGUCGCACAAGAGACGGUCGUUCACGACUACCAGGGGCAACGGACAGCCAUCCCCUUGGAGGAGGAUUACGAAUCGGAAAAACCGACGCGCAUGGACCAGACUGCGACGGCCAAUACCAUCAUUACUUGACCAUAUGGAUGUUUGCACUGAACCGUAUGGCAAUGGCAUCGGGCGACAUGGACUACAAUCGCCAGGCCGUCGAGCUUGCACGUGCCAUUCAUCCCAAGUUCUUUGUUGAUCGUUCUGCAGCACGGCCGCGAAUGAUCUGGAAGAUGGCUACAGACCUAUCCGCUCCGCUGGUUACAUCUGAGGGCAACUUGGAUCCGAUCGAUGGCUUUGUCGUGUUCCGGCUACUUCAAGCAACUGCUCUGGAGGCGGGUGACGGGGAAGUAUUGACCGAAGAGAUAGGAGAUUACAGACGGGUCAUGGAUCGGAAGGGAGAGCAUUUCGUUUCGAGUGACCCGCUGGAUCUGGGCAUGACGUUGUGGACGGCGCAUUGGUUUUCCGACCGGGAAACUUGGGCUUCGAACCUUGCGACGAGAUGCUUUGAGCACAUAUACAAUCUUUUCGAGAUAGAUCAAUAUCUCAGCCGAAAUAUCAAGUUCCGCUUGGCCUUCCGCGAAUUCGGCACCUCGCUGGGUCUUCAAUGUCAGGCGGUACAGACCACGGAGAAGGAGCUAGCAGUUGAUCUCAAAAAUUGGGCUGAUUCUAUUAUCGCGGCGUGGGACCCAUACUUGGAACUUUCCAUUUCCGAAGACCUGACGCCAGAGGACAUGCGACCCAUUACGCGUGUGAUGUAUUCAUCCGCGUUGAUUCCAGGUGCUUUCUGCGCGGGAUACUUGGGCCCGGAGCCUGAACCUAUGGCGCAAAGAUGA